Molecule: messenger RNA, 1959 nt
Organism: Camelina sativa (false flax)
Lineage: Eukaryota; Viridiplantae; Streptophyta; Magnoliopsida; Brassicales; Brassicaceae
Source: RefSeq, a predicted model, not a curated record
AUGUCUUUUUUCCCCAAAGAGACCAAGCUCCUCGAGGCUGCAGACAAUCUAGGCUACUCUCAAUCUUCUCGAUGUACGAAUCCUUCUCACCCCUCUCUCUCGAGAUUCUCUUGGUUUUGUAACGUUUCCUCGAUAAAUUGGUUUCUUUUGUUGCUUUCGUUCGAUGUCUCACCAGCGGCUUCCACGCUUGUGGAGAAGGUUCUCAGUAGUUGUGCCCGUAAGCUUCAGCCUUGCAUCAUCGAAGCUUUGAAGUCCACAGGGACCAGCUUGGACAUUUAUUCUCCAGUAGUUUCAUCAAUUUGCCAAAGCGAAUCUGCCAUUACUCAAGGGCACAGUGAUGUUAAUUAUUCUCCACUAGUACCAGGUCUCGAAGAAGAAGCCGAAGUAGUGGGAGGAGGCACAUCUAAGAUCACCUGUGUCUACCGUAGGGUAAAGAAAAAGAAUGCGCCUUGGGAAACAAAUGAUGAAGAGCCUGUUAUACUUGAAACAGGCAAUCCAGGUAGAGUCGACAACCGGAAACCUCUGGUGCAGUUGUUGGACUUCCGGAGUUCAUCUGAACAAUGGGGCCCUGUUUUGCGCCACUUGUAUGAAGAAGAAGCAGAGGAAGAAGAUGUGGAUUACCUUCGCCAAAGAGACGAUAGUCAGGGUUUCGAUUUCGAUCCUGACGUUCGUAUCCCACUUAUUCACGGAAUCUCACCAUUUUAUUUUACCGAAGAAGAACAACCACCUACCGAAAUGGUUCUCUACGGCCGGUUGGGAGUUCAUUGGUUCAACUUUGAGAAUAAUAGGAACUUGGAGUUCAUACGCAUACCUAAACUGAAUACCGAACAUCCCUUUUCUACGACUUACUAUAUUACUGUCGACGUUAAAGAUGUUGAUGCUGCUGCUGCUGAUCAUUCUCUCACUUUGCAAACUAUGGUCAGAAGACCUCUCAUUCCCGGGUUUAAGCUCUUCAUGGAACGCUGCCGAAUCAAACCCACAACAGUGGAAAGAGAUACUGCAUUAAACUACUUCCAUAGUUUUGUGCUAGAUAAGUUUUACCGAGGACCUAUGCCUGCUUUUUCGUCGGAACCACCAGCUUCUGGUGAUGAUGCUAUGAGAUUCUACGAGGUUCCGAAAACGGACAUUGAUAAAAUUGAUUGGCUUCUUCUGUAUGCCGAGUUUUCACUUUAUGCUGGAUCUCAUUCUUUUCUGCCAAAGGACAUUGAGAUGAAGAAGGUACUUGUGGAAACCCUAGAAACUCAUGCUGACACGUCUCAGAAGCUCAAGUCUAUGAAUGCUAUCUUCCACAUCAGCUUCAGGGCCAACAGUUGCGACUACAUAACUGUAGUAAGGAGAACUAUUGAUGGGGUUGAAGGACAUAUGUUCCUCGAAGUCGGUUGCCGCAAAAAAAACCUGAGAUUGCUUCUCUCGACAAGUUCCUUCAAGAGAGGAUCAAAGUUGGUCGUAAAGCCCGGUGGUGCACUCUGUUACAAUGGUUCGUCUAGCUUAUCGUAUGGUUCUCUAUCUAUGAUCUUUGUAUUUUGUGCUCUAUCGUGUCAAAGCGAAUCUGCCAUUACUCAAGGGCACAGUGAUGUUAAGGCCAAAGAAAUGAGGCAGAUGAAAAGAUAUCAGAAGAACAAGUAGUUUAAGUGAUUCAUUAGAGCUCUGCAAGAUUGAAUCUGAGUGAAAUGCCAGGAAGGUUGUUUGGAUGCUCAUGUCUUGUUGUCAAGGACUACGGCGAGGAGACGACUGCUCUCAAUAUCGUCAAGAAGUAUAUUGAAUCUCAAUAAAUUUUAUGAAGCUUCUCUAAACUCGAAUUUCCAGAUGCUUUUUCAUCCCAAAAUGCUGUUUUCUCUUGGUUUUGAUAUUUUAAUAUUUUAGCGGACAGCUGUUGAGAUUUGUUUGGACGUUGGAACAUUGUCAAGUUUUGUUGUUAUCCUCCUAGGCUCUGCUCUUCCAAAGGCCAAAUUUCCUUUA